CCACAGCAGGUGAACGAAGGGAGCGUUUCUCAUUGCAAAGCUGACAGCAGAAGCAGACGCCAUGAUUCGGGUUUCUAUCAUAGUCAGCGUUUUGCUGAUGCUAAGAGUCAAUGCAAAGCCCUUGAAUAAACCUUCAGAUGAACACUUGGAGCAAAGGGUUGUGUUCAUUGAUGACAAAGGGAAGUUGUCCUGGGGAGCAGAGGUUGAGCCUCCAGAGGACAUGGACAGGAUCGAGUAUGAGGUCGACCCUCGUAUGAGGAUCUGGAACAGCAUGAAGGCCAGCGGACAGGAGAAACACUACCUGGAGCCUGAGGAAGAUCUGGAUAAGAUUUACCAUCCUUCAACAGUCGAGCUACAAGCUCAGAUCAGAGAGCUUGGAUACAAAGCUGAAGAGAAGGAAGACGACCAGCAUUUGCCUGCACAGAUGGAGCAGGUAGUUUAUCUGCAGCCUGAGAAAGACAUGGAUGAUGUUUACCACAAAGAGCCCCUCUUACCCGCCCUUCAACGAGACGUGGCUGAAGCUGCUGCCCCUGUUGACAUUCCCUCUCAAAGAAAGUACACUGAGCCAGAGGAAGAUCUCGAUUAUCUUCACCAUAAAAGGUUUGACAUGCCAGUCCUUCAACAAAAGGUAGCUGAGGCUCCUGUCGACAUUCCCUCUCAGAGGAAGUACACCAAGCCAGAGGAAGAUCUGGAUGGACUGUACCACCAGUGAUCCAGGCUUAGCAUUUAUUUAAAACAUGUCAGAUGCAACACACAGACGCAUCUGUGUAAUUUGAUUCUACUAAACUGCUUUACACUAACAUACAUGGA
This is a messenger RNA of Xiphophorus hellerii (green swordtail), 810 nucleotides long. RefSeq lists its product as uncharacterized. Bases 62 to 712 code for a protein of 216 amino acids. The record is from RefSeq and is a predicted model, not a curated record. The transcript has 4 exons. Lineage: Eukaryota; Metazoa; Chordata; Actinopteri; Cyprinodontiformes; Poeciliidae.